AGCACACAUGCAUACAGACAAUAUAUUGUACUGGUAACUCAUAAUUAAAUACAUUUCGAAGCUCAAAAGUAUGUUCUCUAAAUUUCGGAAGGUGUUUCACGCGUAUCCUCUCCUCAGUAAUAUGGCUAUCGUAGCCGGGCUUUAUUGUGCCGGCGACGUCACUCAACGAACGGUUAUGCGGGUCGACUAUGACUGGAGAGCAACAGCAAGGAUAGCAACUAUUUCUUGUGUUAGCUGCCCCGCUUCCUUCUACUUUUACAAGGCGUUGGAUAAAUACCUCCCAGGAAGGUCGCUCAGGGUUGUGAUGUUGAAAGUGACCAUUGAUGGACUCGUGAUGACUCCACCAUUGUUGGCAGCAUUUUUCAUUGGAAACAGUAUACUAGAAGGUCAAGAAGAUAUUUUUGCUGAAUGCAAAGAAAAGGCACUGACGGCUUAUAUUGCUGAUAUAUUUUUCUGGCUUCCUGUCCAGACGGCUAAUUUUUUCCUGAUACCGCCUCAUCUACGUGUCGUCUACAUGAGCUUUGCUGCAUUGGGCUGGAGCACUAUCCUCUGCUUCAUCAAGGGACGACCCGUGCUGUCUGAAGAGGUUCCAGUGGAGACAUAAUUUUGCGUUGGUGGGACUCAACCCCCUAAUCACCAAGUGCAACAGGUGUAACAGUUUAAAGUGUCACAGAAUAAUCGUCCCGGAGAGGACACAUUACCUUAUCCGCUUUUCAUCUCCGAUCAAACGUUUUGGGCCUCUAUGGAAUCAUACAUGUACUUCAGCAUGUUAUCAUCAAUAAACCUGUAGGAACGGAUAUUGAAAAUGAUUACACUAUUAGGUUAUGUAGUAUCAAUCUUUAUGGGAUUGGCGAUCGUUCCCAGCAGUUUUGUCAACGCUUGCGGCACAAAGCUGGAUUUCAUUUUGAAAAACGGCAAAGCUUUGAAUAUUAUGUGAAACCUGCAUGCUGAAAAAAACGAAGUAAACGGCACAACUCUGUUGGUGAAAGAAAUUGUUAUGAUGUUGAUCGAGCAUACAUGUAAUAAUUGAUUGAUCAAGACAUUUUAAAACAGUAUAUAAUUGUAUAGAAGCUUUUUGUUUCGUUUGUUUCUAAACUCGCAUCUCCGUAAUGUGCUGCAGCCCAGUGAUUAUGUUUCACUUUUUGGCCAUUCCCUCUUAAAGAAAUAAAAGUGAUAUUGCCUCAAUGAA
Molecule: messenger RNA, 1189 nt
Organism: Lineus longissimus
Lineage: Eukaryota; Metazoa; Nemertea; Pilidiophora; Heteronemertea; Lineidae
Product: mpv17-like protein
Exons: 4
Coding region: 71-604 (177 amino acids)
Biological process (GO): cellular response to reactive oxygen species
Cellular component (GO): mitochondrion; cytoplasm; membrane
Source: RefSeq, a predicted model, not a curated record